ACCACGUUCACGGGCCCUUUCUUAAUCGCAGCGUUCGCAUUCAAAUCCGAGAUCUAAUCAUUCCUACCUCCCCCCCACUUUACCCUCUUCACCAGCGACACCCUCCCUCCGACUUGCGAUGCCUAAAACACUCUCCGGCGACAUGGGCACUCAGAUCGUCUGGACCCUGCCCUCCUCUCCCUCUUCACAUCCUCAUUCACCCGCCCAGUCCCCUCGCCACAGUAAAAAGAAACCCCCGACGCAUAUCCCGCGCCCGCCCAACGCCUUCAUUCUCUUCCGCUCGUCUUUUAUCAAAUCGCAGCAUGUCUCUACCGAUGUCGAAACGAACCACUCGACCUUGUCCAAGAUCAUCGGGAUGACAUGGCAGGGACUCCCGGAGGGCGAGAGGCAGGUAUGGCACGACAAGGCGCGUGCGGCGCUCGACGAGCACAGGCGGCGGUUCCCUGGAUAUGCGUUCCGGCCCGGUAAAGAAGGCGGAGAGACUAGAAACAAAGGACGGAGGAAGGUACGGGAGGUUGAACCAAAGGAUACGAAGAGGUGCGCCAAGAUUGCGGAGUUGCUUGUGGAAGGAUUGAAGGGCGCGCAGCUGGACGAGGCGAUCAAGGAGUUUGACAAGACGCACGUCCCCGAGAUUAUCACGCGAUUCGAGGCGCCGAUUACGGAGAGUGCAUUUAGGCAGGAAAAGGGCAAGGAGGAGAGGCGGAGAAAGACGUCUUCCGUGAAACGCGAGCGUUCGACUCCCCCUCCUCCCCCUCCUCUCGUUCUUGAGCCGGCUGCACCUAUCGUGCCUUCUGAGCCUGAAGCACCGGUCGUAGAUCUCGACACGGUAUUCCUCAACUCGCUCUGCACCGAUGUACCGUACUAUCCCGAGUCUCCCAAUUCGUACGACUGCUUCUCUCCCGGCUCCCAGUCCGACUUUUCUUCCUUCCUCUACCCUUCUCCCGCCGAAACCUAUCCUUACGACUACACCCCCUGCACUUCUCCCAUCGAGUACGGUUCCCCGGCUUCCUUCUUCCCGGAGCCCAGUCCCGUAGCAGUCGAUAACACCAUCGACUACUAUCUCUCGACAAAUCUCCCGAACGAGUAUCUCACCGACCUUAUGGAUUUUAGUUUCCCGCAACCCGGAAUUGCACAAUGGGAAGGCUUCUCGCUGGCGUAGAGUUCUUUAUCAUUAUUAUUCAUUCUUUCAUUGUAAGGUAUGCCCCAAGCGGAACCAGGGACACCAAGUGGCGUCCGGCAUCGUGUUUAUGGGCGUGUAGAGGCGGGGUCUCCAAAAUGGCACCCUCCCGCUACUGCUGAUAGCAAGCCGACUUCUACGUGGUGUUAAGGAAUCUGCUUGAGGCAUACCUUACAUAUACUUCCUUGUCCUUUCCCUCCCCCCUCAUUCCCCUAUCCCUGUCAUUUAUUCCUACUUUCUUGGUUAUUUCUAUCCCCUCAUUGUAACACACACGGAGAGACUCUGUGUUGUACCGGAUGUUCAUGUAUUUAGUACAAGAGACGAUUCACGAACGACCGAAUGAAAAUAAAUUGAAAUUAAAAAAA
Molecule: messenger RNA, 1542 nt
Organism: Desarmillaria tabescens
Lineage: Eukaryota; Fungi; Basidiomycota; Agaricomycetes; Agaricales; Physalacriaceae
Exons: 2
Coding region: 119-1159 (346 amino acids)
Biological process (GO): anatomical structure morphogenesis; regulation of DNA-templated transcription; cell differentiation
Molecular function (GO): DNA-binding transcription factor activity, RNA polymerase II-specific; RNA polymerase II cis-regulatory region sequence-specific DNA binding
Source: RefSeq, a predicted model, not a curated record